AUGGCACGCAUGACGCCUGUGAUGUCGGUGUCGACGUGCGAAUCGUUCUAUCACAGGUACUCUCGACGAAAGACUAUCCAGAAUUGCAGGCUGUUACGUUUCGUACCAUCUUCCUCGGCCUCGGGUUCUCAGCCUUUGGAGCAUUACUACUUCAAGCCGCAGACUCUAUCGGUCUCCAUACUGCUUCUUCUGGUCCUAUCGUACUGGUUUGGUAACGCGAUGCACAUAGCGCUGCCUUCUAAAGGCAUAUUCAAGUUUCUCAACCCAGGCCCCUUCAACAUCAAGGAGCAUGUCGCUAUAGUCAUCAUGACCUCCACCGCAUCCACUUCCGCCACUGCGAUUCAGGUUAUCUCCGUCCAAGCGUUGUUCUACGAUAACAACAUGAACGCAGGCAUCGCCAUCUUCACGCUCAUCUCAUCACAGUUGAUAGGCUACGGCUAUGCCGGUUUACUAUCCGACAUUUUGGUCAAGCCAACGAAAUGCUUCUGGCCUGCGGAUAUCUACACCGCAAACCUCUUCCAAGCUCUGCACUACGACAGGCAGAUGACCUCCAAGCGCGUCCGACUAUUCUGGAGUACAUUCGCAAUUGUCUUCUGUUGGGAGAUCAUCCCCGAGUGGCUCUUUCCCGUUCUGACAGGCGUCUCCGUCUUUUGCCUUGCGGACAAUCACAGCGCGACGAUUCGCAACAUCUUCGGAGGAGCUAGCAAUAAUGAAGGCAUGGGCCUUUAG
This is a messenger RNA of Fomitopsis serialis, 729 nucleotides long. RefSeq names its product OPT oligopeptide transporter protein-domain-containing protein. The record is from RefSeq and is a predicted model, not a curated record. Gene Ontology annotation, molecular function: oligopeptide transmembrane transporter activity. NCBI's taxonomy places the organism in Eukaryota, Fungi, Basidiomycota, Agaricomycetes, Polyporales, Fomitopsidaceae. The transcript is spliced from 7 exons. The coding region runs from base 1 to 729 and encodes 242 amino acids. Gene Ontology annotation, biological process: transmembrane transport.